ACAACGAUUAUAAAUAACGACUAUUCGACAAAUUGCAUUUUAUCUUGGCUCGAUGUAUUCAAUCAAGCCAAUUUUUUCUUCAAAAUAGUCAGAGGACUUUACUCAACUUGGUGACUUCUCUUGAACUAGGAUACCAUAUAUAUAUAUAUAUAUAUAUAUAUGGUCUUUUAGAGCAGAUUGUAACGCCUCGAAUGAUAUAUAUACAAAAUUAAGUCUAUUUAUGCAAAUUUGCUGUUUAACUCAAUUCAAUAAAAUUAUAGGUAUUCUUCAAUCUUUUCUAAUCAAUAGUUUUCAUCGAUACUUUCUUUAUAAUUAAAAAUGAUCAUUUUCAGUGGAUCUAGAGAAUUUCCUUGACUAUAUGACAUCUCAUUGUACUCAAUGUUGCAUCCAUCUUCAGACUAACAGGGACUCAUUAUCUACUUUCAAGAUUAUUUGAUGGAAUAGUCUAUUUUCAUAUAUGAUAGGAUCAGUAUAUUGGCAAUAAAUAGUAUAGUAUCUCUGAUAAAUUGAUAUAAAUAUCUCCUUCAUAAAUGAAAGCGAAACUCUUCACUAAUAUACAGAAAAAAAAACAUUCAAUCUACUCAUUGAUAUAUGUUUCAUUGAAAUAGUUUAUUAAGCAUAUUUAUCUAUAAAAUACAUCGAACUAUGAAAAAAAAGUCUAAAAAUAAGUAAAAAUUCAUAAAAACAAUUUUGUAGGCUCUAGUUGGAUGUUGUAAUUCUAUAAGAAAAUUCUAUUUGAAUCUCUCAAAUACAGUUCGAAAAUAGGCUCUUAGAGAUUUUAUUGACAAAGAAAAACACUUGAAAAUGAUGAAAAGAAUAUAAAAAUACAUUCUAUUGUAAUUCGAUUGAUAAAUAUAAAAAUAAUGUUGAAUAAAACAAAAACAAAUAUUUAAGUAAGCAAUUUUGUUAGACAACUAUUGUACUAAUCAAUGUUUUGUUGUCACUCGUUGCUGUCAUUGUUUUCAUUUUUUUUCUGUAUUUUUACCGUCAAUAUGUAUCUUUUAUUGAUGGAGACGAUUUUCAAAACUUCACACAUAUUGUCAUACUAAAUAUGUAUGUUUGACAAGAUAUUCUUUGAAAAAAUCUGGACAAUCAAAAAUCUUAUUAUGUUCCUUUUCAUAUUCUCAAAUGAAGAUGCUCGAAUUGGUCAACUGAUGUCUAGUUUUCUACUUGAUCUUUUAUUAUAUUUUCUGAGAAGUUGUUAUAUAUUAAUUAGUUAAAUUGAUAAUAUAUGUCAUUCUAUAAAGUAAUGUUCUUGUUUCAUUAUUUUAUUUGUUAUUUCUAAUGAAAUUAUUUGUACCUUUUGUUAACAUACUCUGUUCUUGUUACUACGGAUGAUGAUGAAUAUUUAAUCAUUAUUUUUCAAAAGAUUUUUAGGACAUUUUCUUCGUUUUGUUCAAUUUCUUACCCCUUUUUUUGCUCAUCAAUAUUGAUAAAAGAAUCGAUUUGCAAUCAUCCAGAAUUUCUUCAAUUUUACCUUUGAUAAAUUUACAUGAUCUUAAUUAAAAAUGAAUGGUUGAUAAUUGGUUUUAGUCAUCAAACGAAGUCACGCUUCCCUCGUGCUAAAUUGUAUUUCUCUUUUGACUACUUUCUUUUCUAUUGAAACUGAGGUGAGAAUUUGAGAUCAUUAAACCAGACCUUGUAUAUUUUCCGGUGUUGGAGAGGUUUUCAGUCAGGAUUUACUUUAGUAUGUGGGUGUGAAAUGGUGUGAGUGUGCAUCAAAAAAAAUAUUCAUUCACACCGACACAUCCACACACAUUCGAAACCUCAAUGAUUAUUUUCUUAAUCAAAUAUUCUGUUCUUCAGAAACAAAACUGAUUCAAUGAUUGAAUUUCUCGACUUUGCAAAUCAUAAUGUAAGCUUUUCUGAAAUCAUUGAAAUUUCUACAGCAACAAAACGAUUAUUUUGAAUCGAAAUACGGUAAUAUGUUUAUUAAUCAUAUUCGAUAUAUGAAAAAUAGCUUGGUUAGAAAAGAAGCUGAUAGCUGAUACAUAGUUUGAAGUAUGUUUAGUUUUAAAAUAUUCUUAUCUCUCAAGAAAGUCGACGGAUAUUGGUUUGUUUCUUGGGUGUAUUCUACAAGACAAACAAUUUUAUCGAAUUUUGAGUGUGUUAGUGACAAGCAUUUUGUGACUGUUGACGAUCAUCGACCCAACUAAUUUCAAUAAAACUGUUCUAAACGGGUGUGUGUGGGUGUGGGUGUGGGUGUGAGUGUGGGUGUGGGGUGUGGGUGUGGGCGUGGGUAUAGAAUAAAUGACAAAACACAUCCACACACCCACACCCUCACCCUCACACCAACACCUACACCCACACCCAUGCAGACCCACACCCACGCCCACACCCCACACCCACACCCACACACACAUCCACACCCUUUUUCUAUCUUUCAGGGUGAAAUAACAAAUGGAAUACAAAGGAAAUGGACACAUGAUGAAGUUAUUAUGAAUGUAUUUUUAUUUUUAAUAGCCGGCUAUGAAACAACAUCGACAGCUCUAGCUUGUGCAACGUAUAUAUUGGCAUUGUAUCCACAUGAACAAAUCAAAUUACAAGAAGAAAUUGAUCGUUCACCGUUAAGUGAUGCCAACGAAUUGGAACAAUUGGAUUUAUUUAUCAAAGAAGUUCUUCGCAUGUAUUCAAUACCAAUAUCAUUUGUUAAUCGUCUUUGUCUCAAUGACACAAUUGUUUGUAACCAACAUAUUUCUAAAGGUGAUAUUAUACAACCUGAUAUCUAUUCGAUCCAUUAUAAUUCUGAACUUUGGGGUCCUCAUGAUCCAUACGAAUUUUAUCCCGAUCGUCAUCGAGACAAACAACGAUCACCAAUGGCUUUUAUGGCGUUUGGCAACGGUCCAAGGAAUUGUGUUGGAAAGAGAUUUGCUCUACUUGAAAUGAAAUUAUUUCUGGUAAACCUACUUCGGAAAUAUACUGUAUUGAAAUCACGAAAACUCGAAUCCCAUUUCAAUAUAAGAGAAUUAACAUUGAUAACACCAGAUGAAGUUUGGAUUCGACUUGAAAAGAGAACACAAACAGUAUCUAAUUCGGAAUCUUGA
Messenger RNA from Rotaria sp. Silwood1, 3044 nucleotides. The record is from the annotation of a GenBank genome assembly. NCBI's taxonomy places the organism in Eukaryota, Metazoa, Rotifera, Eurotatoria, Philodinida, Philodinidae.